Molecule: messenger RNA, 3366 nt
Organism: Cylindrotheca closterium
Lineage: Eukaryota; Bacillariophyta; Bacillariophyceae; Bacillariales; Bacillariaceae
Source: the annotation of a GenBank genome assembly
AUGUCAUCAUCACUUUUACCAUCACUGGAUGAGCAAAGCAAGUCCUCAACAAGUCUCAGCAAUGGUGAAUUCACCAGCAUGUCAUCGACGGCGGCUUCCUUUUCACGUAUAAUAAUGUCUUCCUCCAUACGUCGGUCAUUAGGAGAAGCCGACCUUUCUUCGGCGUAUGAAUCUCAAAUUUCCAAAAGCUCAAGACUGAGGGACAACAUCCACAUCCAAGAACUGACCAUCAACAAACUCCAAUAUGACGCCGUUGGUUUGGUUGGAAGGGAAACGGAAGUGAAUACGUUACGAUCAUGUCUUGACAAUCUCCUAAUACAAGAAGACCACAAGAACAACAAUCAAAAUAAGAAGCAAGUUGUAUUUCUGAAAGGUUACAGUGGAACAGGCAAGACAAAGCUAGUAAAUACAGCACUUCAAAAGACGACAUCCAUGACCGAAAAUGGAAUGUUUGUGGUUGGAAAAUUUGAUUUUCAAUCCUGCGAUGAGCCUUACUCGGGGAUUGCUGCUGCCUUUAAUGAAAUCUGCCGAAGCAUGAAGAACCAUUCCAUAGAGAAGAAGAAAAGGUCGUCAUCGCUCAAAGAAGAGGCAGGAGGAGACGACUCUAGUGAAAAUGAUGAUGAUGAUGAUGAUGAUGGUGAUGAUGGCAUUGGCCACGCCAUUGCGUCAGGUCUGGGAUCUGAGAUUUCUCUUCUGCUGAGAUUAAUUCCAGACUUGGAUGGUCUACUUCCUGACUCGUAUCAAAAGACAAAGGCGGAACCGGCUGGCUACAAUCUGGAUGCUGGAAAGAUGCAAUUCGAGUAUGUUUUCCGAGUGUUGACGCGAGUGUUGACUUCGUUUGCAUCUCCUAUGGUUUUAGUAUUGGAUGACUUGCAGUGGGCUGACGUUUCAUCGCUGGAAAUCUUGGACUUGCUGAUCUCGGAUACCGAAAAUACAAACAAGCUAAUGAUCGUCGGCUGCUACCGCUCAAAUGAAGUCAAUGAAAACCACAUUCUGUACAGUGUGAUUGAAGAAAUUUCUAAGAAACCGGAGAAACAGCAGUUUCAACUGACACAAAUGGAAAUUGAAAGUUUGAAUGAAGAUCAAAGCAAUAAAGUGAUCAUGGCUAUGCUAUCAAUUGACAAUGAAGAACGCACCAAAGGCUUGUCCGAGAUUUGCUUUAAGAGGACUAAUGGGAACCCGUUCUUUCUCAUCGAGUUCAUCACCAUGCUGGAAGAAGAGGAUCUGAUCUCGUAUAAUCUUGGAACACUUGAAUGGAAAUGGGACAAGACAGUGAUCGAGGAUCGUACAAUGUCUACAGCAAAUGUAGUUGAUCUUCUACAGGCAAGAAUGAGGAAACUGCCUGAUAAUGUGCUAUUGGUGAUGCAAUACGCCGCCUGCCUUGGAUCGUCUUCCGUAACACUUUCCAUUAUAGAUCUCUUAUGGACGGAGCAUGCCGUGAAGAUUCUUGGCAAAGAGAAGGAGGACAUUACAAAGAUAUUUGGUCGUCUUGAAGAGGCAAACUUUCUAGAGUUCUAUGGAAUAGAUGCAUAUCGCUUUGCCCACGAUAAAGUGAAAGAAGCAGCAUUGAGCCUUGGUAAUGUGAGCAGCGGGUCUUUUCAAUCUGAAAUUGGCAGAAUAUUAUUUCUCAAAUUGGAUAAAGCUAUGCUGGAGAAGGUUCUGUUUGACGUCACAGAUCUCAUGAACAAAGGUGAAGUAUAUGACACCGGCGAGCUGGUAGAAUUGAAUAUCUGGGCGGCAGAGAAAGCGAAGCAUAUCUCUGCGUUCAACAGUGCGUUGAAAUACGCCACGAAAGCUAUGGAGCUGCUUCCAGAGAGAAAAUGGAGUACCCACCGAGAUGUUGCAUUACGGUUGUAUACAAUGGCGGCACAGUUGGCAUUUGCUUUGAGACGGACAGAGGAGACAAAUAGGUUCAUAGAACAAGUGCUGUCGCAGUCUAGCAUUACUACUCUUGAAAAGGCCCCGACAUAUAUCACCAAGAUUGCGAAGCUAACGACAUCGGACAUGAAGCCCGAAGACGCAGUGCAGACCUGCCUCGUAGCACUUCACGACUUGGGUCUCUCUCCUGGUAGUAUGUGGACAUUACCAGUUCGAGCUCUGGCUUCGAUUUUUUCGACUAUUAAAAAGACAAAGAAGAUGCCAAAAGAGAAAUUCAGGAAUCUUUCUCCUCUCAGAAAUGCCAAGGAUGAAGCAAUCAUGACGAUUUUGUUCAGACUAAGUUAUUCUGCCUAUAUGGUCAAGAGACAUGUGAUGGUAAUGUGGGCUACGAAUGAGAUGGUGGAGAUCACACUGGCACGUGGCGUGAGUAAAACAUCCUGUUUAGCAUUCAGCACGCUGGGUAUGCUGGCUGGCAUGGCGAUGAAGGACUACGAAGCAGCAACUUACUUUUCCGAGGUGGGCCUCCUUUUGCUGAAAACUGAACCUUCCAAAUACAGUGAAUCAAGCACUCUGGCAAGUGUCUGCCAAUUCGUGCUACCAUACACCUAUCCACUCCAUAGCUGUGCUGAAAGUAUUCUACGAUCAUAUAAGCUUGGUUUGCAAUCAGGUAAUUUCAUUGCCACCUCCUGGGCCUUGCAGCUCCACAGCAUUCUGUAUCCAUACGUGAUGGGGAAAAGAUUAGGAGAUAUUCUAGGACGUAUCAGACAAAAUGUUUCCCAGAUGGAAGAUUUCAAGCAACCGGAACAGGCAUUGCUUACUCGAAUUUUUUGGCAGUUGAUGUUGAAUCUCGCAGGACAAUCAAACAAUCCCAAAAAGCUCAAGGGCACGAUUUUUGAUGCCGAGACAUUUGUCCCAGAACGACCCGCUCAAAGAGGAUUUAUUGAACUAGCGAAACUAGAAUUAUUUGUCUUCUUGGGCGAUUACGAGCAAGCAGCAGAGCUGGCGCUUGAUGCUGGUGGCGUUGCGAAAGGCGCACCGGGGCACUUUCUCGGAAUGAUUGAAAUUUUUCAUCGUGGCGUUGCCCUCUACGCAAUGGCAAGAAAGACAAAGAAGCGAAAAUUCAUCAAGGCUGCAGAUAACAUAAAAAGUACCGUUGACAAGUGGGCAGAACAGAAGAAUCCGAAUACUCAGCACUACAUUAUGCUUUUGAAUGCUGAACAAGCUUCAUUGCAAAAGACAAAGCACACACAAGCAGAUGAUCAGUAUCGCAAGGCCAUUGCAUUGGCCGCCCGUACUGGGCAUAUCCACCAAGCAGCACUUUUCAAUGAAAGGUAUGCCGAUUUUCUCUUUCAUAGGAAGACGAAGACAGAGCAUGAGUACGAAGCAUUUCAAGAUUUGGCGGAACAUCAUGCGAAUGAAGCUAUUCGCUUGUAUCGAAACUGGGGUGCAUUUGCGAAAGUCCAUAUGCUGGAAAAGGAACGAACGUGA